Entrophospora sp. SA101 is the source of this 1929-nucleotide messenger RNA. Lineage: Eukaryota; Fungi; Glomeromycota; Glomeromycetes; Entrophosporales; Entrophosporaceae. The record is from the annotation of a GenBank genome assembly.
AUGGGUAAUAAUAUAUCAAGUACAACAACUUCUAUAGCAACAGCUGGCAUAGACAGUUAUGUUAGCGAACUUGGUGACAUUCAAUAUGAAAAAAGUUUGGGCAGUGCUCGUUUUAUGAAAACUAUUUGUGGUCGCCACAAAGAAGGUCCCGUUGUAGUCAAGAUAUUUAUUAAACCUGAACCUAGCCUAUCUUUGUCAAACGUUGUUAAAACACUUAAAGCAUUAAAAAUACCUCAUAAAUAUAUUAAUUAUGUACGACUUUUAUCUGAACAAGUAGAUAAUGGCGAAGAUAUUGUAGAUGCACAUCUUGCAAAGAGAGGUGUUAGUAAGAAAAAUAAAAAAACAGUAAGUGUAGCAGAUAUAGCAGAUACUGAAGAAGUAAAAAAGUUGAGAUCUCUCUAUAAAGACAAAUUAGCGACAUUACAAGAAAUGUUUGAAGAUUGGACAGAAGCAGAUUUGCUGUUCACUUUAAACGAAGCUGAAGGUGACAUCGAACUCACAGUUAGUCGAAUCAGUGAUGGUCAUACAAGUCAAUGGGGUGAAGUUAAAUCUCGUAAAUCUAAAAAAGAUCAUAGCAAUAAAACCAAAUCUACCGGACAACCUGGUGUUUCUCAACGUGGUAGUGCUGGUAGUGGUGUUGUUACUAAUGUUACCGGUAAUAGUGGUAAUGGAAGAUCUCGUGGUCGUGGUGGAAGAAGAGAUGAUCGAACUAAUAGUAGUAGUCGAGCUAUAAAAAAAGAAAAUGGUUCAGGACAUGGUCGAACUUCACGUCAACAUCCAAAUGGACCCAGUUCUUCUUUUCAUCACAACGAAACAAGUAACGGUAACCAAUUCAAAUCAUCUACCACCAACGAUUCUAAUUCUUGGGGCAACAAUGAUUCGUCUGGUGGAGGAAAUAAUUGGUCUUCAGAUGCUAACAAUGACGAAUUCCUUACUAAUAAUGAUUGGAAUUCUAAUGAGACAAAAAGUUGGGGCGAUACCGAACCAACCUUCAUUACUAAAUCUACAAAAAACGAAGUAGUACCUUCAUCAUCACAGAAUACUGCUACUAAUUGGUCAUCAACAAUAGAAUCAAAAACUGAAGGUAGUUGGGGAGAUGAAGAUAUCAACAUAUCUACUACAACAACUGCUACUUCCUCUAAUGAUUUCUCCAAGGAUGACUCUAAUCUUAAUAAAGAUGGUUGGGCAUCAUCAUCUUCAGAUACUCAUCAUAACUCCAAUGAGUUACGGGUAUCUGAUAAUUGCAACAAUAAUAAAAAUUCUAGGGAUUUUUCAAAAUCAUACAAAAAUUCUACUACAUCGAAACCUUACUCAUAUUCAUCAUCUACACCUACUCCUAGUUCUUCUAAUAAAUCACCAGUACCGCCUAAAUCACGGACAAUACCUCCUCAGUCCAAAACUUCUUGGGCUCAAAUUGUGAAGCCUGAUCAAAAACCGGAACAUAAACCCGAAACAACAUCUACUACCCCUAUACAGCAACAUCAUAACAACACUAAUACCAAGGGCUCACUUGAAGCAACAAAACCUUCAUCACCGAAUAUAUCGAAAACAACUCCACCAAUACCGACACAGUCUCCAUCAAAAGUUGUUGAACAAGUCAUUAUAAAUGAUAACAACAACAUAAGUAUUAAUAAUGAUUUCCAACAAGAAACCAUUUCAACGACUUCUACUCCAGAAAUUGCGAUCUCUGAAAUUGAAGAAACUAAAAAAAAAUCACCUCCAGCAUCAUCACCAUUGUUAAAUAAGGAAGUUUUGACCCCACCAUCAAAUGCUACUGGAAUAUCAAACAUCUUAUCAACUUCUGCUACAAAUACACCAUCAUCGCAGCCAUCAUCACCUACGCCUACAUCUAAUUCACUACAACAACAAACAACACCUUCACCUUCCUUAUCUGCUGCAAAUGCUACUACUAUUAAUAAUAAUAUUUGA